AGCGGGAGGCGGCAGCGCUGGCGCCAUGGCCGCGCCUGGGCCCGAAGAGGCGGCGGCGGACGAGGAGCGGUACCGGGGGCUCGUGACCGGCGCGAAGGCGGCGGCGGCCGACGGGGAUCUGGAGGAGGCGCUGCGGCUGUUCCGGCUGGCGGCCGCCAUCCGCCCCAGCGAGAAGCUGCAGAGCCGCAUGCAGCGGGUGCAGGAGGCGCUGGCGGCGGCCGAGCAGCAGCAGCAGGACGAAGAGGAGGAGGAGGAUGAAGGCUUCGUGGACGUGUGCGGCAGCGGCCUGCUGAUCUACGGCGAGAUGCACGGCAAGCUGUUCCAGCACCAGCGGGAAGGUGUCGCGUUCCUGUACCGCCUGCACCGGGACGGCAAGCCUGGUGGCAUCCUGGCAGAUGACAUGGGCCUGGGCAAGACCAUCCAGGUGAUCGCCUUCCUGUCGGGCAUGUUCGACGCCGAGCUGGUGCAGCACGUGCUGCUCAUAAUGCCCACCACCCUGGUCAGCAGCUGGCUGGCUGAGUUCGCCCGCUGGACGCCCGGCCUGCGCGUCAAGGAGUUCCACGGCACCAGCAAGACCGAGCGCACCAGGAACCUGGAGAGGGUGCAGAGGAAGAACGGCAUCAUCAUCACCAGCUACCAGAUGCUCAUUAACAACUGGAAGCAGCUGGCCAGCCGCCACGAGCAGGAGUUUGUCUGGGACUAUGUCAUUCUCGACGAAGCGCACAAGAUCAAGUGCCCGUCAAACAAGACGACCAAGUGUGUGUACGCAAUCCCGGCCCGGCACCGCGUCCUGCUCACGGGCACCCCCGUGCAGAACAACCUGCGCGAACUGUGGUCCUUGUUUGACUUCGCCUGCCAAGGCUCCCUCCUGGGAACUGCCAAAACUUUUAAAAUGGAAUACGAGAAUCCCAUUACCAGGGCGAGGGAGAAGGAUGCGACUCCAGGUGAGAAAGCGCUGGGGCUAAAGAUAUCAGAGAAUCUCAUGGCGAUUAUAAAGCCCUAUUUCCUCAGAAGGACCAAGGAAGACAUCAAAAGCAGUCAUGCUGAUAAAGUGGAUACUCCUCUUCCUGAGGAUCCAAGUGAGAACAAGGCUCCUGUCAUGCCAUCUCUCACUAGGAAAAAUGACUUUGUUGUGUGGGUGUACCUGGCACCGGUGCAGGAAGAAAUCUAUAGGAACUUUCUCUGCCUGGAUCAUGUGAAGGAAGUGCUGACGACGACCCGAUCGCCUUUGGCCGAGCUGACGGUCCUGAAGAAACUCUGUGACCACCCCAGGCUUCUGUCUGCGAGAGCCUGUAUCCAGCUGGGCUUGGAAGAGCAGGAGGGCUCCGAGCAGGAUGACAGGACAGAAGCAGGUCUGUUUUCAGGCAUGAGCAAAAUAGAUCAUCUCUCUGACGAGACUGUGAUCCAGGAGUCUGGGAAGAUGCAGUUCCUAGUGGGGCUGCUGGAACGGCUGCGAGAGGAGGGGCACCGAACGCUGGUGUUCUCGCAGUCGAGGAAGAUGCUGGACAUCAUCGAGCUCGUGCUGUCCCGCCGGCAGUUCCGGGUGCUGCGCAUCGACGGCACGGUGACGCACCUGACGGAGCGCGAGAGGCGCAUCAACGCCUUCCAGAGCAGCCCCGACUGCUCGGUGUUCCUGCUCACCACGCAGGUCGGGGGCGUCGGGAUCACCCUGACGGCCGCCAGCCGAGUGGUGAUCUUUGAUCCCAGCUGGAACCCAGCAACCGAUGCUCAGGCUGUGGACAGAGCUUACAGAAUCGGGCAGAAGGAGAACGUGGUGAUUUACAGGCUGAUCACCUGCGGCACUGUGGAAGAGAAGAUCUACAGGCGGCAGGUGUUCAAGGACUCGCUCAUCAGGCAGACCACCGGGGACAAAAAGAACCCGUUCCGUUACUUCUCCAAACAGGAGCUGAGGGAGCUCUUCACGCUGGAAGACACUCGGACCUCUGCGACUCAGAUCCAGCUGCAGUCCCUGCAUGCCAUGCAAAGGAAGUCUGACCUGCAGCUGGAUGAGCACCUGGCUUACCUGCACUCCCUGGCAAUGUUCGGCAUUUCUGACCACGACCUGAUCUACACGAGGGAGACGGCUCACGAGGAGCAGGUGGAGAGCGAGGAAGCCCAUCAGUACAUCCAGAGGAGGGUACAGAAAGCCCACGAGCUGGUCCAGCUGGAGUCCCAGCUCAGAGACCAGAGGAUGGAGGGGAUCAGAAAUGCUUGUGAAGAGAACUGGCAAAGACCACCGGGAUCAGUUUCUGGGCCAAAGAAGUUGUCUCCAGGGUUGAAUGACAAAAAUAAUUUUGUUUCACCACCAGUAGCUGAUGCACAUAAAAAGGACCAUGUUAUUGAUCUUACAGAGGAUGAGGCCCAGGUGCUUGAUGUCAGCUCCAAAAUGACAACUCUGACUAUUGAUGGCUUGGAUGAAGAGGAACUGGCACAGGAUGUGUCUGGUAUGGAGACAGAAGUGCUCAAUACUAGCAAGACAGCAGAACAAUCUGAUAUACAAGAGUCUGAGCAAAAUCCUGAAUCUAGCAUUACACCAUCCUCCCCUGCACUCGAGACAGAGAGUCAGAGCCUCCAAGAGAAACAGCAUUUGCACAUACAUUCAGACAGCUCGGCCAAGGCAAGGAAUGACCUGUCUGGGCAUUGUCACAAUUCCUCAGAGGCAGGCAUGACUAUACUAGAAGAUCCUGGAAGUGAUGCAGAAUUGUCAGUUCAGGUACUUGACCCACACACUGCCCUGGGAACAGAGCAGAACAAUGUUCCUGAGCUGGCUUCUGCUUCUGCAGUGCUGAGUUUAUCAAAUGUUACAACAGAGAUCAAUGCUGAGCUCCACAAGUCUCAUGUGUUGGAAGACAGCUUGGAAGGUACAUCUGCUCCUUCUUUCCAGGAUCAAGUUGACUUCAAUCUGGUUUUGGAAGAGUCUGAUGAGGGAUGGCAGGAUGCCUCAAAUAGAGAAGAAUCAGUGGAACACCCUGAGAAGGAGAGCUUACAACUGCAGGCAGAAAGCUUGUGUAAAUCUCCAGAUAAAGAAUCUCCAAACAAAGCUUUGCCAAGUGAGCCCAGUAGCCCUGGCACAGCUGAGGAAGAGCCAAAUGCCUGCCUACAAGGGAGUGAAUCGUUGGAUGAAAGCAGUUGUCUCUUUACUUUCACGAGGAAGAAACGCUUGAACAGAAUUGCUUCACCCAGUGACAGUGAAGGGCAGCCUGAGCAAGUGCCCUCCUCUCCCUUGGACAGCACUCAGCAUGGACUUCCAGAAGGAAUUAGUGCUUCCACCCCUAAACAUGACACCAGAAGAGCUAAAGCCAUCUUUUCUCCCCAGCUGAAUAACAGUGCAAACAGGUCUAAUGCUUCCAGGCGCUCGUUCAUCAACAGGCUGGUAGAUGAGGUGGAGGAUAUUGGGGAAAUCAUGGGGACCACUGAUGAAGAAGACAGUGAUGAUGGUGAUGAGGAGCAAGAUGGGCUUGUGGAAGACGAAGCUGAGGAGUGCACGGGUGAAUCUGCUGAGCCUGAAGAAGAACCUACAGGAGAAACACUUGAUACAAGUGAGGAGUCCUCCCCCACAGACAGCGUGGAGUCUGAGCAGUCCGAGGCAGAGGAGACUGAGUCAUCUCAGGAGGAAUCCACAGGUGAUGCUGAGCUCCAGUCAGGCGAGCAGAUUGACUGCUUCACCCAGGAAAGCAGCUCUGCAAAGGGCACUGGGCAGAGCUCCUCUCCUGCUGCAGAUUAUGACACCUUGGUACACAGUGGGAAGAAACUUCAGAAUGAUGGAAAACUCCAGGAGGCCUUGGACUGCUUCCUGCAAGCUCUCGACAUCAAAAGUGGAGAUCCUGAAGUUAUGCUUCUGACUCUGAACUUGUACAGACAGCUGGCCCAGAAGUGACAGGGAUGUGGUUCUGUGUAUCUGCACCAUGUGUCUGCACCAUGGCCCUGGGUCCCUGAGCCAGCUCCAGGCUGUGCCUGCCAUGUGCUCGUGGGACUGAGAAAAGUCAGCACCUCCUGCUUGAGGGAACAGUCCAAACAUCCAGGUGUUGGAUGCUGGGGAGGGAACUUCACUGUGGAGUUGGGUUCACAAAGGUGAAAAUAGUUCAUGUUCCUGUCUGAUUAUUCAAUUAAAAAAAUGGUGUUGUUGAUGUAU
Messenger RNA from Oenanthe melanoleuca, 4132 nucleotides. RefSeq names its product ERCC excision repair 6 like, spindle assembly checkpoint helicase (gene ERCC6L). NCBI's taxonomy places the organism in Eukaryota, Metazoa, Chordata, Aves, Passeriformes, Muscicapidae. The coding region runs from base 26 to 3877 and encodes 1283 amino acids. The record is from RefSeq and is a predicted model, not a curated record. The transcript is spliced from 2 exons. Gene Ontology annotation, molecular function: ATP-dependent chromatin remodeler activity; DNA translocase activity; ATP binding.